AUAGGGAGAAGUGGUUUUUAAUAUUUACCACUAAAUUAUUGCAUUAAAAAGCCGCGAAAUUUGAAUCAGAUUUUGUUCCAGUUUCAAAAUACAUUCUAAUAAUUUUGGAUGUUUUUGAGAUUACCGAAAAAAUUUUAGCUCUGAUUAUUUUCUGCUUAAGUAUGUUUUCUUAAUAAUUUGGACGAACGUCGAUAUUUUGCAGAUAAGUGUAGGUACAUACAACGUAUUUCUUAUGACGUAUUCUACUAGUAGUAUCAGACGUAUAUUCUGACAUUGUUUCACGUUGUGUGUCUGCAAGUUAAUUGAAGAGACGUAACAGAAUGGCUGUGGAGGUUGUUUAUAAUUACAUGAAGACACAGAAUAGACCUUACAGCGUGAAUGACGUAGUCACACAUUUACAUAAUGAACACAAUAAAACUGUGGUUCAAAAGGCUAUGGAUCAAUUGGUGGCAGAUGGGAAACUGUUUGAAAAAGUUUAUGGCAAACAGAAGAUAUAUUGCGUUGUUCAAGAUUCAACGUAUAAACCUGACGAGCUAAUGAGGAUUGACAAGGAGCUACAGACUCAUGCCAAUGAAGUCGAGAGUAAAUAUCAGGAAGUCGUGAAAGAAAUGAAAGAACAGGAAACACUUUUAGCCUCGCUGAAAUCGAGCUUGACGCUGGAAGAUGUGCAAAAGGAAAAGAUAGUUCUGCAGCAAAAUGUGAAACAGUUAACACACAAAUUGGAUGAGCUGAUGGAAACGAGUGGCACUGAAGACCUGCAAGAAUCUAAACGAAAGGCGCAGGAGGAUUUGGAUGAAUACUCGCGUGAAUAUUUAAAAAGGAAGAAGAUAUGCGUUGAAAUAAUAGAUUGCAUUUUGGAAAAUUAUCCCGUUAACAAAAACGAACUGUAUGAUGAGGUAGGCAUAGAUUCAACAACUGUAUAAUAAUCACAUUAUUUUUGUAUUGUAUUUAUUUUUUUGUAUUUAGCUUCUUAUUCUUACAUCAUAUGUAAAAUCAUAUUUAUAUUGAAUGAACCAAGUGAAAUGUUUUCAUUUUAAUUAAUAUAAAACACUCAUUUACAUAUGUAUAAAAAAUUACUUAAGUUUCACUGUUGCAAAAGUUACCUAUAAAACUACUGUGUGUUAAAUAGAAUUAUCUGUUGAUAUGUAGCAUGCCACUUGCACAUGCCACUAUAUUAUAUAAAAUUUUUGAAAUUAUAGUUGAGAUAGAUUAAUAUUUAUUUUGUUCGUUUUUAUAUAUAUAUAUAUUUUUCAUUAUGUUGCGCAUUAUAUAUAAGGCACUUCAAAACUAUCACAUUUUCUCUAAAUUCAUGGACAUUAAUAUGUGAGACAUCUCAGAACAAUUAAUUAAUGUAAAAUAUCACAUUAAAAUUUAUAUUUCAAGUUUCAGAGUUAUAAAAAUGAUGACAAUUUUUAAUUUUGAAAAUUUAUAUCAAUGGAAACUUACAAUUACUUAAUUUACAAUUGAGAAUUCAAUAUGAAAGAUUUGCAUUAAAAUAUAAUUAAAUUUGAGACAUCAAAAGCUGAAAUUAUUGCUUGUCUAAUGAUGUGUGAGAGAAUAUUAUAGUUUUUGAAUUUUGUGUAUGUGAAUUUUGUAA
Messenger RNA from Monomorium pharaonis (pharaoh ant), 1597 nucleotides. Its product is annotated as homologous-pairing protein 2 homolog. Gene Ontology annotation, cellular component: DNA recombinase auxiliary factor complex; condensed nuclear chromosome. NCBI's taxonomy places the organism in Eukaryota, Metazoa, Arthropoda, Insecta, Hymenoptera, Formicidae. Bases 321 to 923 code for a protein of 200 amino acids. The transcript is spliced from 3 exons. The record is from RefSeq and is a predicted model, not a curated record. Gene Ontology annotation, biological process: meiotic strand invasion involved in reciprocal meiotic recombination; meiotic joint molecule formation; homologous chromosome pairing at meiosis. Gene Ontology annotation, molecular function: recombinase activator activity; double-stranded DNA binding.